This is a messenger RNA of Cyprinus carpio (common carp), 2670 nucleotides long. Its product is annotated as NAD(+) hydrolase SARM1. The coding region runs from base 521 to 2662 and encodes 713 amino acids. Gene Ontology annotation, molecular function: protein binding; signaling adaptor activity; NAD+ nucleosidase activity. The record is from RefSeq and is a predicted model, not a curated record. Gene Ontology annotation, biological process: signal transduction; negative regulation of MyD88-independent toll-like receptor signaling pathway; response to axon injury. NCBI's taxonomy places the organism in Eukaryota, Metazoa, Chordata, Actinopteri, Cypriniformes, Cyprinidae. The transcript is spliced from 8 exons. Gene Ontology annotation, cellular component: dendrite.
UACACAGGGCGGGUCUAGAAACGGACGCUGAGGAUGCUUGAGCAGUCAUGACCAACACUCUUGACUUUAUUUCAAAUAUAACGGCUUCACGGUGCUUUAUUUUAUAAAUAAGCAUCGCUUCAGUUGUCUUUAACAGGAAUCUAUCCGAGGGUGGUAAAAGGACAGUGGAAAUAGUCGUCUUUGUCUAACAAAACCCAACCGAUUGCCGGUGUACAGCGAUAAAAACCGGCUAAUGUCUAAUUUUCUUAAAACAUAAUGUCAUUCUGACAGCUUCAUACUGUUUUUCGAUGGUUUUUCAACAACCUCGUGGGCCCUUUCUAUCAGUGGACUCUUAAAGCGUAUCUUAAAGGCUUUGCGCGUGCUCUGACGUCAUUUGUGUUUAUGAUUUUUUUUCUGAUGUCACACGCAUUAGACAUUAAUACUUUGCUUGGUAAUGACGGCGACGCGAUAAUUUAUUUAGCUGAAAGACAUAGAAACAUCAGAACUGUUGUUAUAACAGAGAAACAGCUGGUACCGGUAUAUGUUUUUGUCUGUUGUCGUGUAUCUCAGCGAGAUUUGCCGUUAUUUCUCCAUGUUUAGCACCGACAGGCUCACGGUUCCUAAAUAUGUCAGUAAUCGGCUACACAACCGGAGGACGGGCUCUGACCCCAUGGCUGUGUCGCCGGGGAUCAGCGCCGACGUUCGGGCCGUGUUGGACGGCUCUCUCCCCGCGCUGCGCUCCGCGAUCAAAACACUAAAGUCUUCGAAGGACACCGGAGAUGUGGAGGAGACCCGCCGGGCCAUCGCUGAGACUUUCCAGCUGGUUGAGGAGGCCUGGGUCCUGCCCACAGUGGGCCGACGGGUAGCAGAGGAGAUCUGCAACAGGGUCCGGCUGGAUGGGGGUCUGGAACGGCUCUUGCAGCUGCUGCAGACACCUGCUGUAGAAAUCACAUACGAGUCUGCCAAGCUCCUUGAGCAAAUAUUGGUCUCAGAAAACAGGGAUUAUGUGGCACGUAUGGGGCUUGGGGUCAUCCUGAACCUGACCCGUGAGCAGGAUGAUGCUCAGCUGGCACGAAGCGUGUCCGGCAUCCUUGAGCACAUGUUUAAACACACAGAGGAGACAUCUGCACAGCUCAUCACUAAUGGAGCACUGGACACCCUCCUGUAUUGGUGCCGUGGAACAGACCCAACUGUACUGCGACACUGCGCUGUGGCCCUGGCAAACUGCGCUAUGUAUGGUGGGCACCGCUGCCAGCGUCUGAUGAUCGAAAAACGGGCGGCUGAAUGGCUGUUCCCACUAGCAUUUUCCAAAGAGGAUGAGCUGAUCCGGUUCCAUGCCUGUCUGGCCGUGGCUGUGCUGGCAGCUAAUAGGGAGAUAGAGAAAGAAGUGGUGAAGUCUGGUACUCUGGAGUUGGUGGAACCAUUUAUAGCCUCGUUGGACCCUGAAGAGUUUGCACGCAACCUGUUGGACAGUGCAGACAGCAUGCAGGGCCGCACCGCAGCAGACCUGCAGCACUUACUGCCACUGCUGGACAGCACAUGUCUGGAGGGGAAAUGCAUCGCUGCAUUCUACCUGUGCGUGGAGACUAGUAUCAAGUCUCGUCAACGUAAUACCAAGAUAUUUCAGGAGAUUGGAGCUGUUCAGAGUCUAAAGCGGAUCGUCAUGUACUGCAGUAAUGCCACUGUGUGCUCUCUGGCUAAGCGGGCCUUAACAAUGAUGGGCGAGGACGUCCCAAGGCGUAUCCUUUCAUCUGUACCUAACUGGAAGAGCGGAGAGGUGCAGACCUGGCUGCAGCAGAUUGGCUUCAAUGCAUUCAUUGAACGGUUUCAGGCACUGCAGGUGGAUGGAGAUCUACUGCUUAAUAUCACAGAACAAGAUCUGAUCCAGGAUCUGGGCAUGACUUCUGGGCUCACUCGCAAGAGGUUUCUUCGAGAUCUGCGUGUACUGAAAACCUAUGCCAACUACUCCACAUGCGACCCCAAUAACCUGGCAGACUGGCUUGCUGAUAUAGACCCACGAUUCCGUCAGUACACCUACAGCUUGGUUCAGUCGGGAGUCGAUCGGAACAAUAUCAUCCACAUUACAGACAAACAGUUGCUGUCUGACUGCCAUGUAGAGAAUGGAAUCCAUCGUGCAAAGAUCCUUUCUUCUGCCCACCGCCCUGCGAAACCCUGCUUAACCGAUUCCCAGCCCGUGGGCCCUGAUGUGUUCAUCAGCUACCGUCGCACUACGGGUUCACAGCUUGCCAGUCUACUGAAGGUGCAUCUACAGUUACGUGGUUUCAGCGUCUUCAUCGACGUAGAGAAACUUGAAGCUGGCAGGUUUGAGGAUAAGCUGAUCACGAGUGUCCAGCGAGCGCGCAACUUCAUUUUGGUGCUGUCAGCCAAUUCGCUGGACAAGUGCAUGGGCGACAUGGCUAUGAAAGACUGGGUUCAUAAGGAGAUCGUCACCGCUCUGAAAGGGAAGAAGAACAUUGUUCCUGUUACUGAUAACUUUGUAUGGCCCAGUCCAGACUCUCUGCCAGAGGACAUGAACACCAUUCUCAAGUUUAAUGGCAUUAAGUGGUCCCAUGAGUAUCAAGAAGCCACUAUCGAAAAGAUUCUGCGCUUCCUCGAGGGAUGCCCAAGCCAAGAGCAACCAGACGGAGCAAAAAAAGAGAAAGAAGAGCCACAAAAGAAAUAAAACAUACA